Aspergillus glaucus CBS 516.65 is the source of this 1032-nucleotide messenger RNA. RefSeq lists its product as uncharacterized. The transcript is spliced from 3 exons. The coding region runs from base 1 to 1032 and encodes 343 amino acids. Lineage: Eukaryota; Fungi; Ascomycota; Eurotiomycetes; Eurotiales; Aspergillaceae. The record is from RefSeq and is a predicted model, not a curated record.
AUGGCUCCAAAUGUGUUUUUAACCGGCGCCACGGGCUAUGUUGGCGGUGACUUUCUGUAUGUUCUCACAAAGGCUCAUCCGGAUUGGAAUAUUUCAGCCUUGGUGAGAAACGUCGGCAAGGCAGCCAUCCUGUCUAAAGAGUAUCCGAAAGUCCGAAUCGUCAGCGGCGACCUUGACUCGGCCGAGGUCAUCGAAGAGGAGGUCCAGAAUGCAGACAUUGUCUUCCAAAUCGCCGACUGCGACCAUGUCGGGGCAGCGAAAGCGAUCGCCAAAGGCGCUGCUUACCAUACCUCCGAUCGACCAUGCUGGGUGAUUCACGCGUCUGGAACGGCGAGUUUUAGCUUCGAAGAUACCCGAGAAAAGACGUACGGGAUUGAGCGGACAAAGGAAUACAAUGAUUGGGAUGGACUUGACGAGCUGUUUAACCUCCCUGACGAUGCAUUCCAUAUUGACGUGGAGAGAACCAUUAUCGCAGUUGGUCGAGUCGAUCCGCAGCGUAUCAAAACGGCUAUCGUUUCUCCUCCGACGGUAUAUGGCCCUGGUCGUGGCCCUACCAAACAGACCAGCAUCCAGGCGUACUUCCUUGCUAAGGCCGUCCUCCAACGAAAGAAGGGGAUCAUCGUUGGCGAAGGGAGGAAUCUUUGGAGCCAAGUCCACGUCCAGGAUCUCAGCGAUCUCUUCCUCUCCCUCGCCGAGGCAGCAGCAGCAGGAGGGGGAAACGCAACCUGGAACGACGAGGGAUAUUAUCUCUCCGAGAAUGGAUGGUACGUAUGGGGUGAUGUCGAAAGAGCCAUUGCGCAGGCCGCGUAUGAAAAGAAUUAUAUUCCAACUACCGAGCUUACGCCCUUUGGAGAGGAUGAGGAGUUGGGAGACACGCUUGGAUAUGGACUGCUCAUGUGGGGAUCGAAUAGCAGGGGGACUUCUAUUAGGGCAAAGAAACUGCUUGGAUGGAACCCUACAAUGCCCAGUAUGCUGGAGGAGGUUCCGGGGAUUGUUGAAGGAGAGGCAAGAGCGUUGGGUUUGGCUGAGUAG